GACAAAAGUGCAUUUUAUAAUUAUUAAACGUAACUAAAUAUAUUUUUAAAAAACGUUUCUAAAUAUAUUUGAAAUUUGAUUGUUGAUGUGUAAUUGAAUUAUUAAAUGUUUAUUUUACCUUUUUUUUACAUAAUAUAUAGAAUUAUGUAAAAUUAUAUAAGUAGUUGAGUAAAUAUACGUAUAAGAGUAAGAUUCUUUAAUUUUGCUUUUCAAAGGCACUUGUUUAUUUAAGAAAAUAUUUAUAUGAAUUAAUUGAACUAUGAAUGGAUAUCAGAUGUUUUCGAUACAUAAUUUAGCAAAAAUUGCUUUUUGCGGAAGUAUUUUUGUAACAGUUACAGGAUAUACUUUAAAUUAUUUUAUUGAUAAAAGAAUUCGAAAAACAUUAACAUAUAGAAACGUACUGGAAAUACUUUAUAAUCAUAAGAAGACUAUUGAACAUUUGGGACAACCGAUAAAAGAAGGAAAAUUAAAAGCUGAUCCUAAUAAUGAAUAUAAUGAUAUUAAGAAAUUCACUCUUUAUAUGAAAGGAAUUAAAACUGCAGGAAAAUUAAAUUGUGAGUAUCAAGUAGAUGAAAGUGGAACCAAAAUAAAAAAAGUAGAAAUUGAAUUUAAUGAUGUUCCUGAUAAAAUCUUUGUGAUUCAUGAAAUUGAAUAAAUAUAAUAAUGAAAUAUAUUGUUUUAUUUUGUAUUUCUCUUAUAUUUUUCUGGUAUUGUUUAAAAGUUUACAAAAGCUUAUUACUGUAUAAACUUCAAAGAAGAGUUAAUAUGACAUUUUAAUUAUAUUUAAUAUUAUAAAAUUAUAUUGAAUAAAUAUAAUUAAUUUAUUUAA
This is a messenger RNA of Apis cerana (Asiatic honeybee), 829 nucleotides long. RefSeq lists its product as uncharacterized. Gene Ontology annotation, cellular component: mitochondrial inner membrane. The record is from RefSeq and is a predicted model, not a curated record. Lineage: Eukaryota; Metazoa; Arthropoda; Insecta; Hymenoptera; Apidae. Gene Ontology annotation, biological process: mitochondrial respiratory chain complex I assembly; mitochondrial respiratory chain complex IV assembly.